Messenger RNA from Contarinia nasturtii (swede midge), 2226 nucleotides. RefSeq names its product cilia- and flagella-associated protein 52. Lineage: Eukaryota; Metazoa; Arthropoda; Insecta; Diptera; Cecidomyiidae. Gene Ontology annotation, molecular function: protein binding. The record is from RefSeq and is a predicted model, not a curated record. The coding region runs from base 20 to 2182 and encodes 720 amino acids. Gene Ontology annotation, biological process: cilium assembly. The transcript has 12 exons.
UCAGUUAUACGCUUGGAAAAUGAUUGAUUCAGAUUUUCCCGAUAAAAUCGAAGAACUUGAGCACAUUGCAAUAUUUGGUUUUGAUGGCACCAAACCAAGUGGACUGAAAUUACAUCAAAAUCAUUUGAUUUUUCCGCUCGGCAGCAAGAUCUCCAUUAUUAAUGUUGAAACAAAUAAACAGGAAUUUUUAUGCGGUCACACGAACACUGUGUCAGCGAUUGCCGUUUCCAAAUGUGGGCGAUAUAUCGGAUCGGGACAGAUAAAUGAGAGUGGAAGUCGUGCGUAUGUGAUUAUAUGGGAUUGGACAAAUCGGCAGGAAAUCAGCCGAUAUCAAUUACAUAAGGAUCAAAUUCAUUCAUUGUGUUUUUCAUCUGACGGAGAACAUUUGAUAAGUUUGGGUGGUGUCGAUGAUGGUCGAUUGGUUGUUUGGAACAUUGAAAAAAGAAUGGCUAUUUGCGGUGCGUUAGCAAAAAAUGAGGUCACCGGAUUGGCACGCUCAUUGUGCGCUUCGCAUAAAUUGGAUAACAUAUUUUUAACAUGUGGCGAACAACAUCUUCGAAUCUGGCACAUAAAUACGGAUAGUAAAAAGCUCAAUGUGCUUAACGCAAGUCUUGGUAAAAUACGCCGAAAUUUCACAUCAAUGAUAGUAAGCAGCGAUGAUUCAACGGUUUACGUUGGCACCAUGAGCGGUGAUGUGGUGAAGCUGAGACUGAAUUGUCGUCAAAAUGAAUUCAACAAACCAACACUAAUCGGUGCGUAUGGACGUCACAAUCCAAGAAAAUCGCCGGGAAAAGACUGCGAAAAAUACAUGAAUGGUGUACGUGACUUGAUUUAUGUCAAUAAUGAACGACAAUUGUUGAUUGGCGCCGGCGAUGGAACCAUUGAAUUGGUCGAAGAACGUAACAUAUUUAUCAAAGACUAUCCAAUGCCCACAUGGCCUAUGUUCAAGGCGUUGAAACGAAAAAAAGUCAACGGAUGCGUAACUUCGCUGCAAUACAGCAAUCAAACAAUUUAUAUUGGAACAGAUUCAUGCGAAAUCUAUACCCUUGACUAUCAGACAUUUAUAUUGAAACUACAAAUUACUUGUAACAGCUGCAUUGUUAAUGACAUUGCAUUUCCACAUAAUUUUUCAUCAGUUUUUGCAACAGCAAGUUAUCAAUCGGUUCGAGUGUGGUCAUUAACGAAAAAGCAAGAACUUUUACGUAUUGUUGUGCCAAACUUUUUGGCGGCCGCUGUUAUUUUCUCAUUCGAUGGUCAAAGCAUUGUAACAGCAUGGAAUGACGGCGUCAUCAGAGCAUUCACACCACUCACCGGAAAAUUGAUUUAUGCAAUAUCGAAUGCGCACAAUAAAGGUUGUUCAGCGUUAACGAUAUCAAGUUGCGAUAAUUUGCUUGUGUCUGGCGGUAAUGAAGGCCAAAUUCGAAUAUGGAGAAUUGCAGCGGCCCAACAAAAUCUUGUAACGGUUCUAAAGGAACAUACAGCACCAAUCGCAUCAUUGCAAUUCAAUUGUUUUGACCGUGAAAUCGUGUCGAGCUCAAGCGAUGGAACAUGUAUUAUUUGGGACAUAACGCGUAUGACCCGAAAACAUGUUCUUAGCGCAAAUACACAGUUCACUUGUGCUGAAUUCUUUCCAUCUGGCGUUCAAGUAUUGGCCACAGGAACCGAUCGAAAAAUCAGCUAUUGGGAGGUGUUUGAUGGCAGUCUGGUGCGUCACGUUGAAGGUAGUUCGACAGGUUGCGUCAAUUGGCUGUCGAUUAAUUCAUCGGGCGAAAUGUUCGUGACGGGCGGUGUUGAUCAAAUUAUCAAGUUAUGGGAUUAUCAAACCGCUUUGCAGAUGUGUGCAGGCAUGGCACAUGCGGCAAGUAUUGUUUGUUGUCGAUUCAGUCCAUGUGGAAAAUUCAUCGUUUCAGGCAGUGAAGAUGGUGCCGUUAUUAUCUGGAAAAUACCAGAGAAAUAUUGGCCAAAACCUAAUGCUGAUCCAUUGAAUAUAUCAUCAAUUGAGAGUGUGAAGAAAAAAUUCUCGAAAUAUGAAAAACGACCGGAACAUAUAAAACAACAAGUACAAUUGGAUCGUUCGAAAAAAGAUCUACAAAUCUUCGAAUGUCCUCCAAUUAAAUCCGAUGCACAAACAGCGAAAAGUAUCAAGUCAACGCCGUCUUCGAAAGGCUCCAAGAAAAAUUAAGAAACACUUUCAAUAACAUUUUAAUUGUGUAUUUAUUUAUAAAA